This is a messenger RNA of Arctia plantaginis, 2586 nucleotides long. The record is from the annotation of a GenBank genome assembly. Lineage: Eukaryota; Metazoa; Arthropoda; Insecta; Lepidoptera; Erebidae.
AUGAAAGGGUGGUACUUGUAUUCUUUUAUCUUUACAUAUUAUUAUUAUGGCAGUUUCUGCCAAGAGGUUGAGUACUAUCCAUCACAAUCUGUCAUGGACACAUAUCACAAGGCUACUGCGAAAAGAAAUAUUAAAGAUGAUUGCUCUAAAAUAUUUCAUGAAGAUUGUAUAAAAAAUGAAAUAAAAUCUGGUAUGAGAAAGUUUAAUCAAGCAAUGAAUGAAGAUAAUUUUGUAGAAGUUAGGAAGAGAGCAGUAGAUACCGUUUUUCACGGAUACCCAAAAACAAGAGAAGAAUUAUGGAAUGAACACUUUUUGGAUGAGACUACAGUCUUUGACCAAACGCCAUCGCUUGUAAAUUUGUUACAUAAUAUAACUCGGACUUAUUUAAAAGAUUGUACACCCGUUAUUCUUUAUGACAAUCAAGUCAAAUCGAAGGAAAGUUACUUAGUUCAAAAUUUACUAAAAGGGUUUCCAAUGACAUUUGUUCAUGGUUACAUUACUGAUGAAGGUAAGGUGUUGGAGCCUGAGCUUUUACAAGCUGGAUCAGAAUGUCUACAUUACAUUAUUUUCCUGACUGAUGUUAAGAAAAGCUCUAAAGUUUUGGGAAAACAACCAGAAAGUAAAGUAAUAGUAGUUGCAAGGUCUUCUCAAUGGGCCGUUCAGGAAUUUUUAGCACAGCCUAUUUCAAGAAUGUUUGUAAAUUUGCUUGUCAUUGGCCAAAGUUUUAAAGAAGGAGAUGACGCUGCUUUGGAGGUCCCUUACAUAUUGUAUACUCAUAAAUUGUACACGGAUGGGCUUGGCGCCAGUAAACCUGUAGUAUUAAACUCAUGGAGUCAUGGAAAGUUUUCAAGAAACAUUAACUUAUUUCCUCGCAAGAUGACAGAGGGUUACGCUGGGCAUCGAUUUGUAGUCGCUGCUGCUAAUCAGCCGCCAUUUGUUUUUAAAAGGAUUAAAUCAGACUCAGAUGGAGGAAACCCUCGAAUUGUCUGGGAUGGUAUUGAAAUUCGACUUAUUAAACUAUUGGCUGAAAGGAAUAACUUCUCCAUAGAAAUCGUUGAACCUCAGGAAUUAAGUCUCGGUCCAGGUGAUGCGGUGGCUAAAGAGAUUACCACAGGACGAGCAGACAUUGGGAUAGCAGGAAUGUACAUGACGAUUGAAAGAGCUCGAGAUAUGGAUAUGUCAUUUUCACAUUCUCAAGAUUGCGCUACUUUUAUUACACUCAUGUCUACAGCCUUGCCUCGGUACCGAGCAAUUUUAGGACCAUUUCACUGGCAUGUAUGGGUUGCUUUAACAUUUACUUACCUUUUUGGUAUGUUACCUCUUGCUUUCUCUGAUAAACAUACUUUAAGACAUCUUAUUAAUAACAGCGGAGAAAUAGAAAAUAUGUUCUGGUAUGUUUUUGGUACUUUUACCAAUUGUUUUACAUUUCUUGGGAAAAAUUCUUGGAGCAAAACUACUAAAAUAACAACUCGAUUAUUAAUUGGUUGGUACUGGAUUUUUACAAUUAUUAUUACAAGUUGUUACACCGGCUCUAUUAUAGCAUUUGUAACAUUACCAGUGUUCCCAGAAACUGUGGAUACUAUACAUCAGUUGUUAGCCGGAUUUUACAGAAUAGGCACUUUAGAUCGUGGAGGUUGGGAGAGAUGGUUUUUAAACUCAUCAGAUCCUUACACUAACAAAUUAUUGAAAAAACUUGAAUUGGUGCCCAAUGUUGAAGCUGGAAUUAGAAACACUACCAAAGCUUUCUUUUGGCCACACGCUUUUCUGGGAUCCAAAGCUGAAUUUGAAUAUAUUGCUCAAGCUAACUUUUCGGAACCUAAAUCUAAACGAGCAGCAUUGCAUAUAGCCAAUGAAUGUUUCGCUCUAUUUGGAGUGACAAUAGUAUUUCCUAACAACUCGGUGUACUCUGCAAAACUAAGUGGUGAUAUUAGAAGAAUAUUUCAAAGCGGGCUUGUCAAUAAAAUAAGCGAUGAAGUGCGUUUUGAAAUACAAAGGAGCCCUACGGGAAAGCUACUUGCGGUUGGCGCUGAAACAUUAAAUAUAGUAUCAGCAGAAGAAAAGGGACUAUCACUUGAAGACACCCAAGGCAUGUUCUUACUUUUAGCAGCUGGUUUCCUUAUAGCUGCAACGGCUUUACUAUCCGAGUGGAUGGGAGGAUUCACCAGGAAAUGUCGAUUUCCUAAAAAAGUUGAUACGCCCAGCAGUGCUGCGUCAAGAGAUCAGUUGAUAUCUACUCCUAAAAGUGAGGAUGGAAAUGAAAUAAAGAUUAUAGACGAUACCGAUGGACUACCUCUUGGUUCGAGACCUUCAACAGUUGAUUCUACAGAUACAUUAGAAGGUCAAGUUAUACAUGUGACUAGAGAAACUAUUGACGUACAUAAAGAUUUUGAGUCAAAUAGAUUCGAUUCUAGAAGAUCAAGUUCUGAAGACGUGGAAAGAGAAGUAAGGGAAAUAUUUGAAAGAGAUCAAAAUAGACUAAAGAUUAGAAUUGACAAUCUUGAGAUGGAGAAAUCGGUAGUCGAGUGCAAGAGAAAAGGAACAGCUUCUAACGGUGCUUUUGGUGAUCCAGUAAACAAUAAUUAUUAA